UACCCUGCACCUGGAGUAGGACAGCUGCCAUCGUCCUCACGUUGGUAUGGAUCCUUUUCAUAAUAAGAGAUACCAGAGACCAGCUGAUAACAGGAGAAGCACUGCUGCCAACCCCAGAGACAGGACUGACGGGACAGACGGGACAGACGGAAUUUCAGACAUGUCUGGAAAUGAUCAUAUACCUGAUAACUCCAACAGAAAUGUACCUGACAGCGGAAAUACACAAGGGACAGACAGGCAGCCCAGUUAUGCCGGUGGAUUCACUAUGAUCCCACCAAAUCAAGCUCGACGAAGCCAGAUCACAACGAUGGCUCAAAGAGAAGAGGAAGCAUAUCAGAGAUGGAAAGAGGCAAACAGAGUCCCCUCUGUGCAAAUUAAUCCAGAGAGACUGGGUGGGAAUGUAUCGAUGGCUGAAGCCCGGGAGAGGCAGCUUACAGACUUGCAGUGCGCCAAAUGGCAAAAGAAGCUGAAACAGGAAGAGAUGGACAAGAGGAGAAGACAAGAAGAGGAGGAGAAGUUCCUGAGGAAGAAAUCAGAACAGAGAGAGAAGGCUGAGCGCCUGGAGGAGAGGAAGCGACAGGACGAUGAGAGGAGGAGUGCGCAGUUCAGGCAGGAUCGGCUCAGGACGACUGACAACUUUCUGCAGAGUCUUGAGAGGAGAACCCCGGCUCCAGUGGCAUCCAGCAGUGCCACAUGCACGUCAUCCGGGAGUGAGGCCAUGAAGAGUAAACAAGAGAAACCAAAGAAAAGUGGGAAAGAAGUAGAGGAGGACCACAGAAGGGUGAACUCUGCUUUUCUGGCUAAGCUUGAGGGUCAGCGCAGAGGAAGUGAGAAUGAGCCAGAGUGGGAGACAGAGCGUUUCAACAUGGCCUCUGAAGAAUUCAGACACCAGCCAUCAGACGCCCCUGGACAUCAACUACCCCCUACUCACCUGAGACCAGAUCCAGAACAGCACAGGGCAGAGGAAGCUGACCCACAGCCUGACUAUGAGUGGGACUUGAUGAAACUGAUGAGCAACUUUCCAGACUGCGACAGCGUCUUUCUAGAGGACAUCCUUAUUCAGUGCAACGGCGAUUACGAGCAAGCCUACACAAUACUCAUCUCCUCACUCAGUUGAAUUUAAUCUAUCUUUAAUGGCAGGCUUGUCUUGCUUAGAAAAAUUGUGUUUGUUGCUUUAGGGAUUGGGCCAAAUGAAAAUGUUAAAUGUGUGUUCAGAUGUUAAAGAGUAGCAGGGAAGUAAGGAAUGUACCGUUAAAAAUGCUGACUGCACUACAAAACUGAAUUAUAUACAUACCUACAGAGCUGUAUUUGCUUCAUAAAAUCUGUUUUUGAUUAUGCCAUUAAUCACUGAGUGUUUGGUGUCGUGUAUCUGUCUGCAUGCACAAGUGAGUCACGUCGGGUUUUAUGCCCUGACAUAGACUUGAAUUGAUGUUCGUUUUCAUCAGUUUAGUUGAAGGUCAUCGCCAUGAGUCAUAAUCUUCAGAUCAUAUUUGAGGUUCUUAAUUAAAUCAGUGUGUGCAGGGCUUUACUCAAAAACACAAUGUUUUUUGUUUGUUUUAUAAUCAAAGUCGCAUGUGAUGUAUCUAUAGUAGGAAGUUCAAAUAGGAUUUUCUGUAGGAAGACCUUUUUGACUGGUUUGAUGUCUAAGUUACAACAGCUUGAAAAAACUUCUUUAAUAAAUAC
Molecule: messenger RNA, 1683 nt
Organism: Scomber japonicus (chub mackerel)
Lineage: Eukaryota; Metazoa; Chordata; Actinopteri; Scombriformes; Scombridae
Gene: epsti1
Product: epithelial stromal interaction 1
Exons: 10
Coding region: 47-1117 (356 amino acids)
Molecular function (GO): ubiquitin binding
Source: RefSeq, a predicted model, not a curated record